AUGUGCGGGACGAGUUCAUGGCCAUCCUGGGAGAGUAGGCAGGGGACCCUCACGCUGGAGGAGAUGAUGAAGGCGCUGAAGAAGUCUGGCGUCGAGGAGGAGCAGGCUAGGGCCUGCUUUCAUGCGUUGGACGUGGACAAGACGGGCCACAUCAAGUAUUCAGAGUUUCUGGCUGCCAUGGUGUCGACUCGCAUCGUGAUGCACGAUGAGCUGAUCAGGCGGACGUUCUGCCGUUUCGACAAAAGCGACACGGGCUCUAUCACGCUUGAGGACCUCAGGACGGUGCUCGGGGAGUCCUUCGAGGGUACCGAGGUCGAGGAGCUGUUAAAGGAGGCGGACUUCAAGAACGACGGCAAGAUUUCGCUCGAGGAGUUCACGCAGUUCCUGGUGGGGGACGUGGAGCUCUCCGCCGAACUGCCCGUUAUCGCAGCUGGCGGGCACCAUAAUGCUCGUGCUUCGGUGAAGGUUCUCGAGGAUCAGGCCAGGGAGCUGCGCAAGGAGUUUGUCACGACAACACCCCCGCCCUCGAGGAAGGCGACAGAUCUGUCCACUGGUGCCCUGCGGUCGCACACCGGGGAGGGCCCGAUCUGCGCCGACGGUGCCGCCACGCAGCCCGAGGCGGGAGCGCCGAGGGAACGGAGAAGUGUCGGCUGCGAGGGGUGCUGCGACUCGGGACUGCUGCGUGUCCGGAGUGGCCUGAAAAAGUGGUUCGUUAAUUUGAGCUGCGGAGGGCGCGCUGUUGAACGCCGGAGUGCCCACUCCACCCCGAUCUCCUGUCGGUACUGUCCCCCCGCAAGCUGA
Molecule: messenger RNA, 801 nt
Organism: Prorocentrum cordatum
Lineage: Eukaryota; Dinophyceae; Prorocentrales; Prorocentraceae
Source: the annotation of a GenBank genome assembly